UGUAAAUUGGGUCACAAACAAUUUUUGGAGAGGAUCCUCAACUGUGGACCCUUGGACUGAAUAACUGAUAUACAGUUUUAGUUUUCCAACAGAACAUCAUGGCGCAAGAAAUAUGUGUUUUUCUAUUUUCCCUGACGGCUCUUGGUGUCCUUUAUACCAUGAACAAUGUUCCUGCAUUUCAAGAGCCAGUGGUUAUUCUGGAAAUUGGAGUGGCUGUUCUUGCGGCAGUGUUUCUCUUGGUCUACCUUGCUACUCGCUACAAUCCUCCGAAAGACCCUUUAUUCUAUGUUUUUGCAGAGUUUUCCUUCACGUGUGUCAUUGACCUUACAAGUGCUUUGGAAUAUGAUGGCUUUGCUUCAGGGUUCAUGGAGUUCUACCAGAAAACGGGUGAGCCGUAUCUUGGUACAUCCUAUGCUAUCAUGAUGUGCUAUUGGGAUGGUAUUGUACACUUCAUCAUCUACCUGCUACUUGUGCACCGCAUGUCAAACUGGCAACAAUACCGCACAUUGGGGCUCUUUUGGGCUGGAUCAUUGUGUGCCAACAUGGUAGUGUUUGUACCAGGAAUAGUGGUUGGUAAAUAUGGUUCAGAGAUCCGUCCUGCCUUCUGGCUCAACAUGCCCUUCUUGCUAGUGCCCAUAUGGGGAACGGUGUCCCUUUUCUCCAGACCGAGGGAUAUGCCUCUUGUAGGUGCAUCCAAGGCAGAACGUGAGCAGAAAAAAUCUUUAUUCUGGCGCCCCCUGGAUCUGCUGUUAGUAAUUUACCUUGUAGCUGCCAUGGCUUUCACUAUCUUUAGAGGAUUGGCAGUUCUUGAUUGCCCGCUGGAUAUCCUCAACAAAUAUGUGACAGAGUAUGAACCAUAUUUGAAGGAUCCUGUGGGGUUCCCCAAAGUUAUGAUGUUGCUCCUCUUAUUCCAUGCGCUUCCAAUGCUGGGUUCAUUUGCAUAUGGGUUGUGUACACCUGGCUGCACCUGGAUGCUGGAUUGGACCAUAUAUUUUGCAGGUGCAAUUUUACAGUGCCAGUGGUCACAUAUCGGAGCUUCUCUGCAUCCACGCACUGCAGAAAUGUACAGAAUUCCUACCGCGGCCCUGGUGCCCGUCCUCCUCCUCAAUUUGCUGUAUGCCGUGGGUCCUGUACUGCUCGCCUUACGCUGCAAACGAGGGCCAGACUACUUCCUUUCCAUCGCACCUGUUGGCCAAACCAACCAUGAGAAGAAAUUAAGCUAAAUCAACCAAACUGAUAAACACUGCAUACUCUUAAAAACACUGACUUGAAAAGGGUAGUUCACCCAUAAAUGAAAAUUCUGCCAUUAUUUACCAAACCAUUUGUAACAAGGUUCUUAAGAUGGGCAAGGAGGAGGCGGGAACCAGCUGAACAAUCAACGUAAAACUUUAAUAACAAACUGAACUCAAACAUGACAUGCAAAACAAACAAAGAUGCACAUUCACAGCUUUGUGCGUCUCUCUCUCUCUCUCUAACUGGCAUUUCCGGCUCGUCCUUAUCCCCCUCCCAGUUGAUUAGGACAAUUCAGCGCCGGGCGUGCGUCCUCACAGCCUGGCCAUGCCCUCCUCCUUGUCACACUCCUCCACAACCCGAUUCUGGCCGAGGAAACCUCCGGCUUGACGUACUCCCCUCCCUUCCUGGAGGGGAGGUGUUGCCCUUCCGGCCGUCCUUCUGCCGGCAUGUCUUCCCCACCUCUUUGGACCCUGGGAGAGACGAGGGGAGGGAGAGGGGAGAGGGAAAGAGCAAGGGGAGAGAGAGAGAGGAGAGAGAGAGAGAAAAAAUGUCUCGCUGGUCCCCGGACACGCUGUCGCCUGGUCCUCAGCCACUCCUCCGCCCCCUGGCAGAUGACAGCCGCUCCUCCCCUGGUGGACAGCAGUGAGUCCUCCAUCCCCUGGCGGAUGGCAAUGACUCCUCCGCUUCCUGGCGGAUGGCAGUGGUUCCUCCGGCUCCCGGCAGUGACUCCUCCGUCCCCUGGUGGACGGCAGUGGUGAAGACUCUAAAACAGCGCAUCCCUCCUCCUUCCCGGGUUUCGGCACCAGUGUAACAAGGUUCUUAAGAUGGGCAAGGAGGAGGUGGGGACCAGCUGAAUGGUUAACAUAAAACUUUAAUAACAAACUGAACUCAAACAUAACAUAAACUGCAAAACAAACAAAGACGCAAACACACAGCUUUGUGUGUCUCGCUCUAGCGUCCUCACGGCCUGACCAUGCCCUCCUCCUCAUCAUACCAUUGAUUCAUUUCUUUCCUGGAACACCAAAGAAGACAACUCACUUUUGGCGCCACUCUGUGGACAUUUAAUGCGGAAACUGAAGCUCACAUGUGCCUAUACCUUCAACACAUCCAGCUUUGGCCACUGGGGGAAGUGGUUUGAAUUUCGGUAAGCACAGACUGAUUUUGGCAGAAGAAGUUUUGACCUACUGUAGCCACAUUCAUCAGUCUGAUAGGGAAAUUACAUCAGAAUGAGUAAUUGAUGACAGAAUUUUAAUAUUUGGGUGAAUUAUACCUUUAAUACUGCCAUGUUUCAUCAGAUUCUCAGUCCAAAAAAACACAUGUCAAGAUUUAGUUUUAGUGUCAAAGCACUAAAUAUUCAAUUUAAGAGCCUGAGACUUUUAGAUUUACAUGAAAUCCUGUUAAUUUGGUAAUCACAUAGGUUACAGGACCUCAACUUCUAAAUGUAUUAGUGUGUCAGUUGCCAGAGAUUUGGCUAUUACUAAAUUCUUCAUGAGAAAAACAACACUAAAUUGCAUGAGGCAGAGAUCAUUAAACCACAGUAUACAACAAGACCUUUAACAAUGUGCAGUUUAUUUGCCCUCUGUCCUCAACUGUGAAAAUGUGAUCUGUGGCAAUUCCAGUUUGCUUUCUUGACUCCCAAGUUCUGUCUUUCCCAAACAAAUGUGAUAGUUACAUAAAAAAAUUUAAUAAAUGUCAA
Myxocyprinus asiaticus (Chinese sucker) is the source of this 2929-nucleotide messenger RNA. RefSeq names its product transmembrane 6 superfamily member 2b (gene tm6sf2b). Bases 99 to 1223 code for a protein of 374 amino acids. The record is from RefSeq and is a predicted model, not a curated record. Lineage: Eukaryota; Metazoa; Chordata; Actinopteri; Cypriniformes; Catostomidae. Gene Ontology annotation, biological process: lipid homeostasis; regulation of lipid metabolic process. Gene Ontology annotation, cellular component: endoplasmic reticulum-Golgi intermediate compartment membrane; endoplasmic reticulum membrane. The transcript has 11 exons.